Molecule: messenger RNA, 2460 nt
Organism: Closterium sp. NIES-65
Lineage: Eukaryota; Viridiplantae; Streptophyta; Zygnematophyceae; Desmidiales; Closteriaceae
Source: the annotation of a GenBank genome assembly
AUGGGCCACUGCACCCCGUGCGCCACCUGCGGCGGCUGCGCCAGCGCAGGCACUCUCAGGUGUACUGUGUACACCCUCCCUCUUGUCUCCCAGCUUUUCCCUCCCGCCACCUCCACCAGCUUCGCAGUGGGCCCGGUGUGUAGGUUGCGGCAGCACAGGCACUUACUCCCACCCUUCCGUCCUCUCUUCCCUUCCCCGCUCCCCUUCCCCCUUCCCUCCUCCUCCCCGCCAUCCCCUUCCGCGCCCCGUUCUCCCCGCGCGUGGCUCCCCCCGCACUCCAGCUUCACAGUGGACCCGGUGCGGCGGCUGCGGCAGCACAACGGGCGCGUGGUGAGCGGCGCGCACAAGACGCGCCGCCACCGCCCCUGGGAGAUGCUGCUGCUGCUGCACGGCUUCCCCUCGCGCACCGCCGCGCUGCAGGUGCGCGCAGGGAUCUGGGGAGGGGAGAAUGGAGAGUGGGGGGAGAGGGACGUGGUGGAGGGGUGCAGAGUGGGAAGAGGGAGGAGAUGGGGAAGAGGAGGGAAAUGGGGGGAGAUGUUCGAGUGGGCGUGGCAGCACCCGCUGCGGUCGCUGCACGUGAGGGGCGUGGCAGCGCAGCACAGCAAGCGGCAGCUCAUGGGAUCUGCGGGCAAGCUGCGGCUCAUGCUGCACAUGCUGCAGCUGCCGCUGUGGUGCAGUGACAGUGGGAGCAUGGAAGUAGGGGUGGAGGAAGGAGGGGAGGGGGGAAGGGGGUGUGAAGGGGAUCGGGGGACGGGAUGGAGUGGGGUGGAUCGGUGGGGGGAGGAAGUAGGGGCGACUGGGAGCAAGAGUGGGAAUGGGAGUGCGGGUGGAGAGGGAUUGGAAGCGGGGUGGAUGGGGAGAGGGGAUGAAGGGGCGUUGAGCUGUGGCGUGCAGGCACGGAGAGGAGAAGAAGGGGGACGUGCAGCGGAGCAUGGGGGGCAUGGGGAUGUGGGGAGGGAGAUGCAGAGGGGAGAGGAUCUGGAAAGGGUCUGGCUGAAACGCGACGGUGGUAAUAGCAGUGGCUGCAGCACCCGUACUGGUUCUGCUGGUGGUGCUGCUGCUACACAUGCUGGUGCUCGUGCUUUCUGGCCUUGCAGAGAGGCCGCUGACUGUGCGUGUUGUGCGGAGGGACGGGCAAGAGAAGUUGCGCCUUGUGGCAGCAGUGGUAGGGUGGAUGAAGAGGUGUGGGGUGACGACUGGUGUGACACAGGUAGAGGCACCAGCAGAAUCAGAAGCAGUGCAGCAAGGCAACGAGGGGAACUUGCAGGCGCAGCAGGAUUAGAGGAGGCAGUGGAGGGAAGGAGGGCAGGGGGGACAGCAGGGGCGGCAAGGGAAGAAGGUAUGGGAUCGCGUCGUGGCAGUGGCAAUGGCAUGAGCAAUGGCAACGGCCACGGCAGGUGGCACAGCAGCAGCAUUGAUGGGAGGUUACGUGAGGGCAGUCGUAGCAGCUUGGCAGCGGCUGAGAACGAUCGCACGGUGGUGCAGACGAGGGUGAGGGAGGAGGGCGGCAGUGAGAAGCGGGAGGAAAGAGGCGUGGUGGAGGGAUGGAGCGAUGAGCGUGAGUUGAUUGACCUCACAGGGGACGACAGCCAUGGCAGCCAUGACAACCACGAGAGCCAUGACCUCACAGGGGACGACAGCCAUGGCAGCCAUGACAACCACGAGAGCCAUGACCUCACAGGGGACGACAGCCAUGAAGACAUGGGGCAGCCGCGGCGGGAGAGAGAAAGUGGAGCCGGGGGGGUAGGUAGACCGUUCUCCUGCCGCUCCCCUUCUCCUCCUCCUACUCACAGUGCUGUGUUGUGCGGCCUUGGGGCUCUAGACAGCCCCUCUCUGCCGGGCUCGCCGUUGCCAUCUGGGUGGUUUUCCUCCAGUGACUCUUUCCCGGUGCAGCGGGGAAUCGCCGGUGGUUCCAUGCAGGGAGUGCAGGUAGAGCGAGCAGGGCAAGCAGUGCGGCGAUGGCAGUCCCUGGCAAGUGCUGUGCUGCCGCUGCAUGGGGAUGGUGUGGGUGGAGCGUUGGAGGAGGAGGGGGAGGAGGAGGAGGGGGAGGAGGGAGAGGAGGGGGGAGAGGGGGAGGAGGAGCGGGAGCGGGAGGGGGAGGGGGAGGAUGGGUGUGAGUGCUCGGUGGCUGUAGAACUGGCGGGAAGGGGCAUUGAUGGGCGCGCGAGUGGGGCAAGGCAUGAGGGAUCGAUUCAGGGAAGAAGGGCGUAUAAGGAAAGACGCUGUCCUUACAUUUGCUUGGAUUCACCCGGCAGAAGCGAGGAUUCCGGUUUGGAAACAGGAAGAGGGUGUGGGUACGGAGGUGAAGGGGUAGGGGUGCGGGGAGGUAUGGAGGGGGGUGUGCGGCAUGUGCUAGGAGAGAUCACAGGUUGCUACAACUGGAGGGGUGAGCGGGGAAGGGCUUUAGGGUGUGGUAAGGCCUCGGAUCCUGCAGGGGUUAUUUGCUUGUUGACUCCUUGA